Messenger RNA from Oryzias latipes (Japanese medaka), 6552 nucleotides. It is a transcript of the gene ahdc1, whose product is annotated as AT hook, DNA binding motif, containing 1. Lineage: Eukaryota; Metazoa; Chordata; Actinopteri; Beloniformes; Adrianichthyidae. The record is from RefSeq and is a predicted model, not a curated record.
GAAGCUGGGGCGCUCAGCAGACAGAGAGCUUCAAACGCAGAGGCGCACGGUCGAUAUUCGCCUCCCGCAUUCUGGGGAGUCCCGAGGCUGUCAGCAGCAGCGCUGCGCGGGGCUUCAGCGCGGGCAUGUCAGUGCCUUCAGCGGGAAGAAGAAGAUUGUGACAGAACCUCCUUUUUUUUUUAAAUGUUUUUUUUUUCACCUUAAAUUGCCUCUCUUUUUUUUCUUUCUUUCGCGUUGUGGGUGCAGAGAUUGAUGUGAGGGUUUUCUGUUGAGACGGUGGCGCACGGCGGAGAGCAGGGGCAGCGUUGCCACUGAAAGUGGGAGGACACUUGCUCCUCCGACGCGGGGAGCUCGCAUGACGGGGAAAUGCUGCUCGCCAGCGGCUGCGUGACCCGGGUGAGAAGAGGAGUGAGCACCGCCACCAGCCAGCGCUGACACCUCCAGCGCGCAGCGGGAGCACCCCCCCCCUCCCCUUCUCCUCCAUCAGACUUUCCCUCCCGCAACCAUGGGCAAAAGACAGAAGCAGAGGGAAGAGAGAGAAGUAUGUGAGCUCUCCACUGCAGUAUUGAUGACCCAAUGAUCCCCUGCAGAACAGAGCCAGUCAGGCAGACAGAGUGAGGCUCAACCCAGAAUCAAAAUCAGUGCCUCAGCCUUUUCGGUAAAAGCAUCCGACUGAGCAGGAUAUGAAUGGUGGGUGAAUCUUCUGCUCUUUCCAGCUCUAGAGGACACAUUCCUACAGGAAAUACUCAUUCACAAGAUCUGGAAGCAACUUUUACUGUUUUUGCCUUACAACCAACUAAACUUUACACUGAAUGAGCGGCCUGUCAGGUCAUCUACAUCCAGGACAGCCUGGGCCUUCAGUGGGUUGCAGUGAAACCUGGCCUGAGGAGGGGGUCUGUGCAGCGGGGACUAAGAGGCUGGAGUUACCUGAGUUCUGGUCUGAAGAGCUCGUGCUGCAGAGGGAGUUCCAGGAUCACUCCUGUGAUGGACUGACAGCCACGACUCCAGAUGACAUUUCCUCCACCCCUCCGUCUGCCCAAGCCAACGGCGUCCAUCUGCAGAGGAGGUUUCAGCAUGGCACAUGCUGGCAGAGGGUGACCGAGACCCAUACGACUGCGGAAAGCAACACAUUUGAGUACACACCCAAGAGCAUGCAAACACACAUGGACCCAGACGUGCACGCGCAGGCUUUUCAGCACACAGAUAAUUUUGGACAUAUGGAAAUUAGCUCACAUCCGAGUUCCAUAAGCUCAGAAAUGACCAAAACUCUCACAUCAGAGGCCAUGCACACAACCUCAUCUCAACCUUUGUCACUUGCACUUGGCAAUCAUCCUGCCUCCACCAAUCAGCUGGCAGGCCCCGCGCGGGUUGAGGAGACAGAGUCCCCCUCGACCCUUUGUCUAGCCCCAAACCCAAACACAGACUCUUCUUCUCUCCCUGCAGAGACAGAAAAGAAAUAUGCACUCCGCAGCUCUGGCCGUCCUCGCUUCCGCUGUCACCUGCGCAAAUCCUCCCGCCUGCGCCGAAGCAUAGACGAAAAUGAAAAAAAAGAGGGGAGAGAUAAGGGAGGGGACAAGGAGGAGGAAAUACUGAAUAAGAAGAUCUGGAGGGUUAAAGAGGAGGCGGUGGCUAUUGGUAAUGAAAAAGAGCAUCCACCUGUGGAGGUUGUUCUACCCACACCUACCUGUCACUCCAAUGUUGCUCUUCCUUUAUCCACACCUAAACCCGUCCCCAAAGCUCUGCCUAAACCUGGACCCAGACUUGGGCAUAAACCAGGUCCUAAAUCCAGAUGCAGACCCACAGUGAAACCUGCCCAUAAACCAGGACCUAAGAGUGUAAUGAGACAGCGUCAGGCAGCCCAGGCGAUCUACCACCAAGCCGCUCCUCUUCACUCAUUUACAUCCUCUGGCCCUGCACCUAUGUUGACGAUUAAGGAAGAACUGGGGGUGUGUCCUCCCAGCAACAGCAGACGAGGACGUUUUGUUGGUGUAAGGAAGAUUGUUGUCAAGGUGCCACGCAUUCCUGUGAGCUUAAGCCGCAGACAGAAGAGCUACAAAAUUUCCAACGUGGAGACAGUAACAGGGGUGGAGAAAAGUAACGAUAGCACUCUAGAGGGCUCUGACGCAGUCCGAGAGCCAACUGCUCUUCUUCGCAUGAAGAACAAUGGAAAAAGUGUUAUGGUGAUGUUCCCCCCUGGAGAACUGCCAGUUAUUCUCAAACGUAGGAGAGGGAGACCGCCCAAACAGCCGGUGCCAGGAAUUCAGGUGGAACCUGCAAACCCGGUGGUAGCUGGUGCUUCUGGAGAACAGCCUAAAAAGCCACGCAGGCGACGUCGGACUAAACUCCCACUUCCUUAUCCAUCCUAUGUGAACGAUACAAAUGAUGUGAAAAUAGAGUAUGGGGAUGUCCUCUCCAAGCUGGCGUUUUUAAACCGCCAGCCUCCGACCACCGGUCGCUGCUCCCCUCCUCGCUGCUGGACACCCAGUGAGCCGGAAAGCUUUCAUGUCCCUUUGGAAAACCCAGGAAUAUCCACCCUGCUUCACAGACUCACUGGAUAUAGACGUCCACGAGGCAGCAGAGGAGGUGGCAUGGGAAGAGGUGGAGGAGCAGCUGGAAGGAUUGGGGGCAGUGAGUGCAAUAAAAGCACAUUCAGUGACUUUUUUGAAUCAAUUGGAAAGAAGCGGAAACUGGGCCCACUGGCGGAACAUGGGUUGCCCAGAAAAAGGGGGAAGAGUGUUGGUGGAGGAGGGGUGGGGAGGGGAGGUGGUAUGGUGGGAACAGAGCUGGGGAUUGAAAAAAUUGUUAAAAAGAGACGCAUGAGAAAAAACGGCGUGCUUAAAGGGGUUGGGAUGUCCAUGGGGCAAGAGUGGCCCAAUGGAGCAGGAGGAUGGGGGAAGGAAGAGACUAUUCAUAAAGAGAAAGGUUUGGGGGGUUUUCAACUCUGCAGAUCUUCAAGGGGUGGCUUUUCGUCUUGCGAGGUAGGACUGGGAGGUGUUGACGGCAGCCCAGGUGGAGGCAGAGGUGGGGGACCAGCUGGGGAGGACACACAGGGUCUUUUUGCUGGAUAUUUUCGGUCGCUGCUCGACUCAGACGACUCCUCUGACCUGUUGGAUAUCUCUUCCUCACAGUCGGGUCGACAGAAAGCUUCAUCUACGUCUGGAUAUGAGCCAUCCAGUCCAGUUGCUGGCCACAGCUGGUCUCCUGCAUUUUUGAAGUGGAACAAUAAAGGAGCAAGUUCUGGCAUUGAGGGGUCAGCUCAGACUUACUGCUCCACAGCCAGGACUCCUUAUAGCUAUGGAACUAUAGCCCAAACAUCCCCCACCACUUCAACAUAUCCCAAAUCUACUCCCCCAUCACUCUCACAUUCCCCCAGUUCCCCCCAUCCAGCAUCGUAUGGUCCCUACACAUCGGGCUACUCCUGCUCUUCUCCUGCAGUCCCACAGAGAUCCUCAGACUGCAGCUUUGCUUAUGGUGGUAAGACCCCCCCUGUCGGUCAAGUUAGUUACUCUAAUUACCACGCAGCAGCCAAGCGGGGCUACGGUGGAUAUCCGUCAGCGAGCCAUUCCUCCUUGGUGAGGGGGGAGUCAACAGGACCCACAUCACCUGGUGGAGUAGGGUAUAUGUCAUUGGCUAAAGGCAGCUCCUCCUUCCCAGAGACUUACAAGCAGUACAACUCCAGUCAGUGGAGCUACAGACACAGUGGAUGGCCAUUGGACAGCUUUGGGUCUCAGUACCAUGGCUUCAGUGAAUAUGGCUCCAAUGAGUCAAAAGACAUCCUGGAUAUUUCCAACUACACCCCCCAGAAGGCCAAGCGACAACCAUUUCCAGAGAGCCUGUCGGAGUCCUCAUCUGACUCCUCCCAUCUUGGCUCCACGGCCACCGUCAGUGCCCCCAGCGCCCCCAGUGUCACAUACAAGCAGAGUGAGGUUGCUUCUGUUAGCGGUGAAAGGGGUCAAUCAAGCCUGUCAAGCCUAGAAAAGUUAAUGAUGGAUUGGCACGACAGCGCCUCAGGACCAUCGUACAGCUGGAGCCAGAAUGUCCUUUUUCAAGGUGGGGGAACAAGCAAACCUGGCCGAGGUCGCAGAAAACGCGCUGAAUAUCUGCUGGAAAAAGAGGGAGGUUCUGGCUUGCAUUCUGAUUCCCCGUCCAGUCCCUCCCCUACACCUACUCCUGGACCAAAGCGCGGUGGUGUUGGAGGUCGAGGCAGGGGAUCUAGAGGGGGAAGGGGAGGUGUAUCUUCUUGUCAAAGGGAGCGUCCGUCGGGGUCCAAAGGCAGGGGGAAGGCUGUCACUGCAUCAGGAGUCGGACAAGUAGUGUCAGCUGGAGGUCCAGAGGGGUCUGGUCUGUUUCAUGAGGGGUUGGACUAUUAUAGUGGAGAUAGUAGCAGCCUUUCUCCUCUGACUACUCCAAACCCUGCUCCACCUUCCAGCUACCUCCAGGAACCCUGUGAGUACCCCUCUCCUUAUUCAGCCAACCCCUCCACACCGUCCUCUGAGGAACGAUAUCCAACUUUAUACCCUGGUGAGUCCUGCUCUUCUCUUUCACCAAGUGUCUCAUCUCCUCCUUAUCCUCCUAAGCCCACUCCGCCUCCUCAGUCUUAUCACCUCGCUCCAUCUAGGACCUUCUCACCUUCAUGCUCCCCCUCACCACGUUUAACUCCCCACUGCAGCACAGCUCUAAGCCCUUCCCAUCGUCCCCCUCCCAAAGACCUCCAGUUUUCGCAGUAUGACUCCCCCAACUACUGCGGCUCCCCCUACUGGUAUGGACAGACAUCACACAGCAGCAGCCCCAGCCCUCACUCAAACACCAUACCCGUGCAUACGCACUCAAGUCCUCAUGGAAACACCCAUGCUAAUUCCCACGCCAGCCCGGCUCCACAUCCACAGGCGCACCUGACUCCCAGUGAGACGCAUCCACACAGCGCACAGCUGUGUGGACACACGAACAUGAGCUCACACACCAACUCACACCUCCAGAGCAGCCUUCUCACCCACUCAAACAGUCAACCCCACCACAACACGCACCACCCAUCACAUUCACACCCAAACCUUAGUCCUGGCCUGCACUCCAAUGCAACCCCUGCUCUUUACGAGGAGCGCAGUCCGCCAUCCACCAUGACUCCCAACAAGCGGGAUCUGACAGCCCAUGCCCUGAGUACAGGCCAGGGCCCCUCGCCUCUCUCCCCUUACCCCAAACCUCCUCUGGACCCCUCGACUCACCAGGAGGACGCUAGUGGCUAUUCCCUGCCCCAUCAAUCCUACCAGGGCAUAGGACAUCGCUACCCCUCCCAGGUGACUCAGGGUGGAGGGGUGUUGUGCCAGCUUCUGGACACAGCCAGUGAUGACAGCUUCAGCGUCACCAGCCUGUAACAGCAGGUGCGCAUCCAUUUCAAGCUUUUACAGAUUUGCAAACAUUUCUUUCUUUUUUAAAGGUGACUUUCUUUGUGAGAGACUGUGAAAUGAAGGGUGAGAAUUUAGCUGCCAGCUUUGGACACUAAAGCUUUAAUUCUCCAGCACUGACAAUCAAGAUCAACCCACACACCCAAGCAUGUACAAACACAAUAACACACGCAAAAGAUGCAUGUGCAGAUUAGACAACUACCUAGCCAUAAACACAUGAAAUCAAAUGUGAGCACCCUCUGCACUGGAAUGAGAGAAUGGCCAAGAGGAGCUGACGCACUCGUGGACUAAAGUACUUUUUUUUUGUCCAUUUGAGUCUCUCUGUAUAACUUGCAGUAUUUCACCAAAUCUUGCCAUUUUUUGUUCUUAAAACUGUUUUUUUUGUUGUUGUUUUGCUUUUAUGUGGGUUUUUUUCUGUUGUCUCCCAACUUCCCCUCCUCUGCUAAACCAGCAACCAUAUUCUGCACUCCGUUCAUUUAACUGUCUUGUGCCACAAUCGAAGCCGUACCUGAGCCGAAGUACAACUUUUUAAAAUACCACGAGCCGAGCCGACGUCCUGCUCUGUGCGCUCCUGUGUCGUGUCUCAUACGAGUAUGUCUGCUCUUGAAAUACCAGCAUCUGUACAUACAACUCCAGCUACAAACCAGGGGGCCUCUCGUUGCUCCAGAGGCCUGUCAUCUAUGUGUGUUAUGCCGUGGUUUCUCUGCUUUGUGAGGAGGGGGAGGACUGCAGUAUGGAGACUCAACAUCCUGUGUUUUGCUGUUUUCGCUACAAGGAAAGGAGACAUUGAUAUUACGCAAUGGCCCCAAAGAGACUUUUAUUUUCUGUGUUUAAAUGCAAGACGGAGGACGCAUUUUGCGUGACUGCACUGAUGCAUGUAUUUGUGUGCAUAUUCUCUAUCUGUGUGUGUGUGUGUCUGCGUGUGCGUGUGCGUGUGCUAGCCUGUGGGGUCGAAAGGAGUGAAACUCCCAAGACGCCAACAUUUUGGCGGGGCCUUGUUCAUUUUUUCACUCUCCCUUCUUUUUCUGUGGUCUUGUGUUGUUAGGUGGUUUUUGUGAUGAACAAAAAAAAAUUGUAUAUCAGUCUGUUAAUAUCAUGUAUGUAUCUAAGGUGAAAAAUAUUUAAAUACACAUAAUGUUCUUGCCAUUGGUAA